AUAUAUAUAUACAAUAUAAAUAAAAAUCUGCUAAUUACUCACUACUCGCAGUGAUAAAUAAUUGCAAAGCUACAUUACUCAUGGGCGUAAACUGUGCUAAAUUCUAAUUAUUAAGUGUAUCUUUUGCCAUGAGUGCAUGUACGUGUAACAUUCUUUAUGACAUACAUAGAUAAUGCAAUAUGUUCAAUUGGUUCAAUUACUAGUAAAUAGAUAACAACAAUGAAUGACAGUUCUUUCAAUCAGCUGUUUCAGUAUGAUUCUUCAGUAAUUAUUUGUUUAUAAUCGAAUUUCAAAGAAAGAUUUUGCAAAGAAUGGGCGAAGAUAUUAGAGUUAAGGAGCAGUGGCAACUUCUCCAAAAUCUCAGAUCGACUGUAGAAGGAUUAUUAAAUAAUGGACUGUCAAAUGUGUGGAAUGUUUAUGGAGGACUUAAUCGAUUACACAAUAUAAUGGAACAAAUAUUUAAACAUGGAUGCAGAAUUUUUGAUCCUACUGGUGAGCCAGAUUGUUGGAUUUUUAUUCAGGGACUGAACUGGCUACAACCGUCAUUAGCUACAUCACCAAUUAUUCGUGAAUGCGACGAUUAUUUUACAAAUUUACCAAAUAGAAUUGCUUCUCGUAAAGAUAUGUUGUGGCUCUAUACAAGUUUAGAAAGUCAUUCGCUGUCGCAAAAGUUAUCGUGGCUUUUAUCCGAUAAGGAACAUUUGCUCUCUUGCCUGGAACCCUGGGCAUUUUUAUGUCAAGAAACAUUGGCAGAAGCGACACUUAUUUGCUUAAAGGCUGUUGAGAAAAAUCAACCUGCUCUCUUAACGGACAUUGAUCCUUGCUUGUUUUUGCCAAACUGGAAAUGCGGUAAGGACAGUCCGAAGAAAUUUCAUCGACGCUCUUCAUCGUAUCCAGUGAAUUUACGCACUAGCCUGCAGGAAAUAACAUUUAAAACAACGGAGCACGCUUGUCGAAAAUGUAACAAGCCUCAAAAUUUAAAAAAGAAUCUUCCCACCGAAAAAAUGCAACCAACAGAGGAAGAGAUAGAAAAAGAAGUCAGACAAAGAUCACUUUUGAGGACGUGGAGUAGCUAUCCUGAAUUAAGCGAGAAAUUCGACACAUUUGAAGGAAGAAGUACAUCAACGGAAAAUUUAGCAAUUAUAAAAAAACCCGAGAGGAAAUUAAAUGAAUCUAUUCAAAAAGUUGAAUUAUCGUCUGUGAUUAAAAUUGAUUAUUCCGAAGCCAAAGAUGCAAUUUCACCACAAGAGCGAAAAGCAUCGAAGCAAAAGAUGUUUACAAGAAAAAAUCGAAGUAAAACGAAAAAUCUUUCAAAUUCUUCGCCCAUAUCGUUGAAAAAAUACAAUAGCGGAAGUUCCGAUACGUUAAAUUAUGAAGAAAAUCAAAAAUCCGCUCAAACUGAGAGUUUUUCUUUCAAUCGUCAAUCGAGUGUUGAAUCAUCUGUUACUGACUCGGUAAAAAUUGAAACAUCGAGUUCAUCAAAAAGAAAAUCAUCAUUUUUAGUUGGUUCAGGACCUGAAUUUAUGACACCGUGGAGUUUAAAGAUUGAAGGACAGAAAGAUAUUAGGACGCCGAAAAAAAGUUUUAUGGAAGAUGGAGGCAGUAGUGUUCAACCAAUGGCUACGGGAUAUUUUCCACGACCAUUAGAGGGGCAAAGUAUUAUGAGUUUUCUUUCGUCGGCACAAUUUUCAAGAGCAAACGCCGAAUUGGACAGAGAGAAUGCCCAUUUCAGUAUUUCAGAAGCUAUGAUUUCUGCGAUUGAGCAAGUUAAAUGUAAUCGUCAAUUAAAUUUAUUUGAGGAAAAUGUCGAUGAAAGUGAUGAGGAAAUAAAUCAUUUGAAGCAAAGAAUUCGCUUUAGACGCCGACAGAGGCAGGAGGAGAAAAGAAAAGUUGGAGUGUGGAUACGAGAUCUUCUAAGUGACGGAAAAACAGACACGACCACCACUGAUCAAAGUGUAAGUCCUCUGUCAUCUUCUUCAGAAUCUCAAUCGGACAGUAUUUUUUCAGACGAUGCAAUAACUCCCUCUUCGGUUUCAGGAAUGUAUGAAUCAACAGCUUCUUUGUCCUCUGAAAUUGACUAUUUCAGAUCGUCUUCGAGACAUGGAACGGAAUCCAAUUUAACUGAUAGUAUAAUAUCAGCGGAGGGUGUUGCCUUAUCUCUAAUUAGUAGGUUUAGUGAAAAACAAUUGCCCAGGGCAAGUGAACUAAAGUGGCUUGUGUCUGAACAAGAUGCUCCUCAACAGUUGCUACCGUUACCGAAAAAUUGGUCAAUGAGUUUGGAUGAACUUGAAGAGAGCAAUUCGUGUCCAUCAAUUUCUCUUCGAGGUACUGUAGAAUGGGCUCCUCCGAGACCACAGAUUAUUUUCACGCCACAUCCACCACCAAAAAAGAAGACGUCGAUAUUAAAGCAAAAUUAUAGAUGCGCUGGUUGUGGAAUGAAAGUUGCAGUUAAGUAUGCGAAUAAAUUUCGCUAUUGUGAAUAUUUAGGAAGAUAUUUUUGUACCGGUUGCCAUACAAAUCAAGUGUCAGUGAUACCAGGAAAAAUUUUAUACAAAUGGGAUUUUUGCAGGUACCCAGUUUCGAAUUUCUCGUACAGACUUUUGGAUCAAAUGACAAUGGAUCCACUUUUUCAAGUUAAUGGCUUGAAUCCAUUAUUGUACAGACGUGUCAAGCAAUUGGAGCGCACAAAAAUACUUCGCACUCAAUUAUUUUUCUUUAAGGAUUUCCUUUUUAAUUGCCGUUUCGCAGGAAGUUUACAGGAAGCGCUGAGAAAAGAACCAAAACAUUUGUUGAAUGAUCCUCAUAUAUAUUCGCUACAAGAUUUAAUACAAGUUAAACUUGGCGUUCUACCCGACGAAUUGCACAAGCUAAUUGAAGACUGUUAUGCCCAUGUAGCGGAUUGCAUCUUAUGCCAAGCUCGAGGAUUCAUGUGCGAAAUUUGCAAGGACAAUUCAAAGGAUGUGAUUUAUCCUUGGGAAUUGAAUAAAGUGAUAAGAUGUGACGCUUGUGGCGCGUGUUAUCAUAUUAAUUGUAGAAACAAUUCAAGCUCCAAAGAAUGUCCAAGAUGCGUGCGAAUACAGGCAAGAAAAUUAUCUAAAGAUCCACUUUGACCCAGGCUAUAUUUGUAUAGCAAUUUACUCAUUAUUUAAAUUGCUUUAUUUAUUAUAUAUAUAUAACAUUUGCAAAGACAAUUUGCAAUUAUUUUAUAAUGCAUUUCGACUCAUUAAUUUAUAGAAAAGUAGUAAAUGAAUCUUCAUUGUACAUUUAAUCAAAAUUAGUUAAUUCAAAUUUCAAAUUAUUGCAAAAUUGUUUAUACUCAAAAUAUAUUUUGAAGAGUAGUAUUGAUAAAUAUAGUGUUAAUAAUGAAUCUCAAUAAUUAACGAAUAACGAUCAAAUUAUCUUGCUUUUAGAGACUGUAUAUUUAUCUAUAUUUAGAUAAUAUUUAUUUUGAAAAUUAUAUUUCAUCUGAUUAAUUUAGAUUUAUUGAUUAAUGUUCACCAUAAUUUAUGAAUUAACAAAAAAAAACAUGCAUUAUUACUAAAUGUAUUAGAUAAAAAAAAAGCAGGACGCACUUUUUAAAUGGUUGUAUUCAGCCAUUGUUUUACGCUUCUACUAAUUUAUCUUGUAAAAAAAUUAGACACUUAGUGUACAAAUUUUUAUAUAUUUGAAAGAGGCUGAAAAAAAGGUCUUAUUAAAAAGCCUUGAAAAUAUUUAAUUUUCUAAUUUUCUAA
Leptopilina heterotoma is the source of this 3731-nucleotide messenger RNA. It is a transcript of the gene Rubicon, whose product is annotated as run domain Beclin-1-interacting and cysteine-rich domain-containing protein. The record is from RefSeq and is a predicted model, not a curated record. The coding region runs from base 312 to 3110 and encodes 932 amino acids. The transcript has 12 exons. Gene Ontology annotation, molecular function: phosphatidylinositol phosphate binding. Gene Ontology annotation, cellular component: intracellular membrane-bounded organelle. NCBI's taxonomy places the organism in Eukaryota, Metazoa, Arthropoda, Insecta, Hymenoptera, Figitidae.